Messenger RNA from Chiroxiphia lanceolata (lance-tailed manakin), 2686 nucleotides. It is a transcript of the gene GJC2, whose product is annotated as gap junction protein gamma 2. Gene Ontology annotation, cellular component: connexin complex. The record is from RefSeq and is a predicted model, not a curated record. Gene Ontology annotation, biological process: cell communication. The transcript has 2 exons. Lineage: Eukaryota; Metazoa; Chordata; Aves; Passeriformes; Pipridae. The coding region runs from base 247 to 1494 and encodes 415 amino acids.
GGAGGGAAGCGCCGGGAUCCGCGGUGGGGUCGUGCCCGGGGGUCGGGCAGGACCUCCCGGCCGGGGGAUGGAUGCCACAGAGGCGGGGUCUGACAGCAACAUUAAAAACUUCCCCGGAGCUGCUCUUUCCAGCCGCUGGGGCGGGGCUGGACCGCGGCAGCGGGAGUUUAUCUGGGGCAAGGCACGGGAAUGUCGGUGGAGCCACCGCGGGAAGCACCAUGUCUCUGUUAUAACUGAGUAGCCCUUAUGACCAACAUGAGCUGGAGCUUCCUCACCCGCCUGCUAGAAGAGAUUCACAAUCACUCCACCUUCGUGGGGAAGGUCUGGCUCACCGUGCUCAUCGUGUUCCGCAUCGUCCUGACCGCGGUGGGGGGCGAGUCCAUCUACUCCGAUGAGCAGAGCAAGUUCACCUGCAACACGAAGCAGCCGGGCUGCGACAACGUCUGCUACGACGCCUUCGCGCCGCUGUCGCACGUCAGGUUCUGGGUCUUCCAGAUCAUCGUGAUCUCCACCCCUUCCGUCAUGUACCUGGGCUACGCCAUCCACAGGAUCGCCCGCUCGGCCGAGGAGGAGAAGAAGUUCAAGGGGUUCAAGAAGAAGAAGCAGUUUGCCCUGAACUGGCAGGCCGUGCGCAACAUGGAGGACGCGAUGGAGGCCGACGAGGAGGAGCCCAUGAUCUCCGACGACACGGCGGAGCACGAGAAGGCCAAAGCCAAGCCCAAGAGCAAGGAGCCGCAGAAGCACGACGGGAGGAGGCGCAUCCAGCAGGAGGGACUGAUGAAGAUCUACGUCUUCCAGCUGCUCACCAGGGCUUCCUUCGAGGUUUGCUUUUUGAUAGGGCAGUAUUUGCUCUACGGCUUCGAGGUGGAGGCGUAUUACGUCUGCAACAGGGUGCCCUGCCCUCACACCGUGGACUGCUUCGUGUCCCGGCCGACGGAGAAGACCAUCUUCCUCCUGGUGAUGUACGUGGUGAGCUGCCUGUGCCUGCUGCUGAACAUGUGUGAGAUGUUCCACCUGGGCUUCGGGACCAUCCGCGACGCCAUCCGCAACCGGAAGAUCAACAGCUUCAGGCAGCCGCCCUACAACUACGCCUACCCAAAGAACAUCUCCUGCCCCCCCGAGUACAACCUGGUGGUGAAGUCGGAGAAGUCCACCAAGAUCCCCAACAGCCUGAUGGCCCACGAGCAGAACUUGGCCAACGUGGCCCAGGAGCAGCAGUGCACCAGCCCGGACGAGAACCUCCCGGCGGAUUUGUCCACCCUUCACAAGCACCUGCGGGUGGCCCAGGAGCAGUUGGACAUCGCGUUCCAGAGCUACAGCAGCACCCAGGCCAACACCCAGCCCUCCAGGACCAGCAGUCCCGCCUCGGGGGGCACGGUGGUGGAGCAGAACAGGGCCAACACCGCCCAGGAGAAACAAGGUGCUAAACCCAAGGCCUCCUUGGAGAAGGGCAGCUCCAGCAGUAAGGACGGGAAGACGUCUGUGUGGAUAUAACUUUGUGGAAGAGGUGAGGGGGCAGCAUAAGUGUGGGGGGGUUAUUUUGGUUUGUCUCUGGUUUUUGGCGUUACCUUGCGUUCGUUUCGCUGGGCACAGGCACAGUUUUUGUGUGGAAAUCGAGAGAGAGAAAAGGAGUUUCAGACCAGUCUAGUGCUGUCUUCCAAGGCGUUAACAAAAGACAUUUCUUCCCUGUUUCCAAUGUGUUCUCCAGCUGGGAACCUCCAGUGAGUAACAGGAACCUCCAGUGAGUAACAGCAACCCCCCUGCACCUCCCACCCCUUGGGUCACCACCGGAGCCCCCAGCAGGGAUGGACAACGCGCUGUGGUGGGACGUGGAGCUGCUGGUGGCUCAGGAGGGAGGUCAGGCUGGCACGAGCAGCCGCCCUCCUGCACGGCAAGGCUUGAGGGCUGCAGGUCAGGCGGCGUUUAAUUACUAAAUACCCUUAAUCAAAUUAAUUUCCGAUCCCCUGAUAUGAGAACAACUGACACAUUGCGCGGACCUUCACGGCACAGCGUCCUGCCUGGAUUGGCGGGUGCUCCUGCAGGGCAUCAUGAAGACGUUGUUGGAUGCUGCAAGCCAGGGGCUGGCACCCACAUCAGGUAAUGGGGCGGGAACACGGCGACUGUCUCACCCAGAGAGCCCUAAGAACGGCCCAGCACUGAAGGUUUCAUCUUUUGUUCCUCUGCGUCGAAGCAAAAAGCAGAUCUGCUCCAACCCUCCGGAGCAGGAGCGAGCAGUGACACUGCAUCCUACCGGUGCCUGUGUAGCCCUUGCUACAGAUGUGAUGGGAAUCCUUGCAGUUACAGAGGUUUUUUUUUUAUGAACCGCUGCUUCACAUCAUCAGAAAGUGCCUUUAUGCAACCAGGAAAACAAAAAGCGUAGAGGGUUUAGGCUUCUUUAUUUGCUGAGUUUAAGUGGAGGUCGGAAGGUCGGCAUCGGCAAAUUUGGUUUUUUCUGAUUAAUCAAGGAAGAUCUCAGUUGGCAAAUCUAGGGUUUUUUUGAUGAAUCAAGGAAGAUCUCUGUUGGUAAGUUUGUUUUUCUGAUGAAUCAAACCCUUAUAAAUAGUGGCAGAAGGCAGAUCUAUGCAUAGUGUGUCUAUGGUGUGUGUGUACACGUGUACGUAUAUAUACAGACACAUAUGAACAUGUGUGUGUGAAUAUAGACAUAGAGAGAUAUAUGUAAAUGUAA